AUGGAGGCGGCGCAGGCGGUUCUGGCGGCGUUCGACACGUCGCUGUCGCGGCAGUGGCGCGACGAGGACCGCCGCUGGCGCGCGGAGGACCGCGAGUGGCGCGCGGACGACCUGGCGUUCCGCGAGGAGGAGCGCCGAUGGUUCGGGGAAGAGGCGGAAAUGCGGAGCGCGGAAAUAAGGUGGAGGGAGGAAGACAUAAACCAACGCCACGUGGACAAUGCAAGAUACCUUUGGGCCAGGUUUGUCGAGAAGAACCGGCGGGAUGUGGAGGAGAAAUCGGAGCAGCUUAAAGCGAUUUCGAACCUUGCAGCACUGUUUGCUGGCUUCGCUGUAGUCACACUCACGCAGUUCCAAGUCACCCUCGACACCUCCCCUUUGUGGAUCAUCGCUCUAUACGGCAUCCUCACUGCCAUCUCGGUGUGUCUACACACGGUGGCCAUGGUGCAGUGCACGCUCAUCAUGGGCAGUGGAGGGAGGGCGAGGGGUGCACUGAUACUCUACUGCCUGCUGCCUGCCUGCUUCUCUACUCCCCUCUCCCUACUCCCACUUCAGGUCUGCCUGCACACAGUGGCCAUGGUGCAGUGCACGCUCAUCAUGGGCAGCAUAUUGAAGAAUGGCAAGGCCUACGUGGACGAGGACGCCGAGGAGGAGUUCAUGUUCCGCUGCCUGCUCUUCGUGCGCUCCUUCUCAUUGGGAGACAGGCCUCCCGCACCACGUCGCACGUUUGAGGCUUUCUGGGAGUACAGGUGUGAAGAUGACUGGCGCAAGGCAUUCAACUACUUCACAUGGGGAAUCUUUUCAUUCCUUCUCAGCCUCAUUCCUAUCGGGUGGAUUAAAUUCAACUUCUCAACCUUCAUCCCAGCAGCGUUCACCGCCAUUGUCAUGUGCUCCAUGGUGCUGUGGGCGUAUCAGCAGCUGUCAUGGGGCGCCUAUCUCACCAAGGGCCGCCGCCAGUUCGACUCGCUGCUCUCCGAAGCCGAGGCCUUCCGAGUGCGCCCCUCGGGUCUCCCCUUUGACUGGCACAUCGCCCCGGAAGCUUCCCGGAAGCGCAGCUCCUCGCGGAGAAGCCGGAGCGGGAGAGAGGGUGGGUCAAGCGAUGCUGCUUCCACGGCUUUUGCAGACGGUGAUGCUGGUCAGGAGUUGAAGCCUGGUUCGGGAUUGGAGAACACGGAUGGUAAGGCGCCCCGAACCUCGGCUUCUGGUUCGGGGAAUGGGAAUGUGAAGGCAUCAGAGGAUGGGGCUUCGGUUCUUGGGAGCAGUGGUGAGAAGGUUGGUCAAGGGCAGGGGGGUAAGAAAGUGGAGGAGGAGGGUGAGAGGGCAAGUAUGAAUGGAGGAAUGGAUAGUACUUGCAGAGAGAGGCGUGAACCUGGCCAAGAGGAUUGUUUGAUUGGUGGUGAUAGUGGUGGUGGUGGCGGUGGUGGUGAUAGUAUUGAUGUUGGUGAUUCGGGUUUGUCGUUGGCUGGUGGUGGGAAUGUGCCUCGUGCUGCGGUUGCGAGUAAAACAAAGAACGCCAGCAGCAGGGUUAGCAGUUGCGAGAUCAGUGAGGUGCAGGAGUGA
This is a messenger RNA of Closterium sp. NIES-65, 1557 nucleotides long. NCBI's taxonomy places the organism in Eukaryota, Viridiplantae, Streptophyta, Zygnematophyceae, Desmidiales, Closteriaceae. The record is from the annotation of a GenBank genome assembly.